AUGACUUUUGCGGAGUUCCUGGACCAAGUGGGGGGCAUGGGCCGCUUCCAGUUUAUCCACACCAUGCUUCUGUCCAUCCCCAUUGUGCUGAUGGCAGGUCACAACCUUCUCCAGAACUUCACCGCUGCCAUCCCAGGACAUCACUGCCAGAUCCACAUCUCCACCAACAGCAGUGGGUACCCCAACACCACUUGGCCUCUGGAAGCCAGCGACCUGCUCAGAGUUGGUAUCCCCACCAACGCCAAAGAGGAGCCGGAAAAGUGUUGGCGUUUUGUCCAUCCCCAGUGGCACCUCCUUGACUCCAAUUCCACCAAGGCAAACCUGACUGAGGCGGAAACCGAGCUGUGUGUUGAUGGAUGGGUGUAUGAUAGGACCACAUACCCUUCCACCAUUGUCAGCAAGUGGGAUCUAGUCUGUGAGCGACGGAAGCUUCGGGAUAUGGCCCAAUCGAUCUACAUGGCUGGCGUGCUGGUUGGAGCAGUGGUCCUUGGGGGGUUAUCCGAUAGGUACGGCCGCAAGCCUCUCCUCAUUUGGUCGUUUAUGCAAAUGGCCGUGAUGGGGACCUGUGCAGCCUUUUCGCCCAACUUUAUCUCCUACUGCAUCUUCCGGUUCCUGAGCGGCAUGGCACUCUCUGGAUUUGGCCUCAGCAUCGCCUGUUUGGUUGUGGAGUGGAUUCCCACCAAGUACCGCACCAUCACCAUUGCGGUCACUGGCUUCGUGUACACGCUGGGCCAGAUCCUGCUGGCCGGCUUGGCCUACGGCAUCCCGGACUGGCAAUGGCUGCAGCUGACUUUCUCGGUUCCCUUCUUUGUCUUUCUCCUCUACUCUUGGUGGUUUGCAGAGUCAGCUCGCUGGCUGCUCCUUUCGGGAAAGGCGAGCACAGCUGUCACGGUCCUCCAGAGGGUUGCCCGGGUCAAUGGCAAGGAGGAAGCUGGAGCAAGCAUCACCACAGAGGUUCUGCUUUCUAACAUGGAGAAAGAACUGUCCACAGCCAAGGCCUCUUACACCAUCUCUGACCUGGUGCGCACCCCAGCCAUCCGGCACAUUUUCUGCUGCCUCUCCAUAGUGUGGUUCUCAGUCAGCUUCUCCUACUACGGGCUGGCCAUGGACCUCCAGAAUUUUGGUGUCAGCAUCUACCUCAUCCAGGUCAUCUUCGGGGCCGUUGACUUCCCAGCCAAGGUGGUCGUGACCAUUACUAUGAGCUACAUUGGGAGGAGGAUCAGCCUCGCCUCCUUCCUCAUCCUGGCUGGCAUCAUCAUCAUCAUCAACAUCUUUGUGCCCACAGAUUUGCAAACGAUCCGGACAACGCUGGCCGUCAUUGGCAAGGGGUGCUUGGCAGCGGCCUUCAACUGCACCUUCCUUUUCACGACAGAACUCUACCCCACGCCUGUCAGGCAGACGGGGCUCGGUUUUGGCAGCACCAUGGCCCGGGUGGGAGGCAUCGUCGCCCCGUUGGCCAAGAUGAUGGAGGACUACUCUGCCGCUCUGCCGCCAAUCAUGUACGGAGCAGCUCCCAUCCUUUCUGGCAUCAUCGCUUGCUUUCUGCCCGAAACCCUUAAUGUCCCCCUUCCAGAUACCAUCGAAGAAGUAGAGAACAGGUCCAGAAAGAAGACUGGGGAAGAAAUAGCCCAGGAGAAGAUUUUGCUCCAGAGCCCAGACAAGGCCCUGUUCAAAGAGGCUUGCUGA
This is a messenger RNA of Zootoca vivipara (common lizard), 1686 nucleotides long. Its product is annotated as solute carrier family 22 member 6-A-like. The record is from RefSeq and is a predicted model, not a curated record. Gene Ontology annotation, biological process: transmembrane transport. Gene Ontology annotation, molecular function: transmembrane transporter activity. Gene Ontology annotation, cellular component: membrane. NCBI's taxonomy places the organism in Eukaryota, Metazoa, Chordata, Lepidosauria, Squamata, Lacertidae.